This is a messenger RNA of Cyprinodon tularosa, 4340 nucleotides long. RefSeq lists its product as uncharacterized. Bases 73 to 1419 code for a protein of 448 amino acids. Lineage: Eukaryota; Metazoa; Chordata; Actinopteri; Cyprinodontiformes; Cyprinodontidae. The transcript is spliced from 17 exons. The record is from RefSeq and is a predicted model, not a curated record.
CAGGAGUAGGGCAUUUGAAGUGCCACUUCAACUGAGCAAAUGGUUUGAAACUUUUUUCAUAAAAGGAAAAUAAUGGUUGAGAUAGAAACACGGAUCGGGCACAUUUGGGAGGUGUUUUUUGCUCUUCAAAUUGUUGCCAGACCUUUGGCCGAGUAUCGGUCAGCUAUGAACAACAUGGUUGGAAACUAUGAUUUGAUUCCCCCUUCAGCAUACGAACAGCCGGAAAUGGACGGUAAGCUUCUAAUGUUGGAGCAGCAGGUUCUUGAGUUGGAAGAAGACCUAAGAAGAACAAUGAGAGAUGUUUUAAAUUCUCCAGACCCCUCCAGAUAUAAAUGGACAGAAGAGAUUUUGGCUCUAAGAAAAGAGUUGAGGAGCCUUCGAAGGGACAUUAGGUCAGCACUGGGAAAUCAGAAAACAUCUUAUUCCUGGACAUUACCAGAAGAACAUAAAAAAGAGGUGGGGAAAUACUUAUCACGACGUCUAAUUUCUGCUCCUGAUCUCAAGAAGCUGGACCAGGAGGACCAUACUGACUUAUUAGAACACCUGUCAAAGUCUAGGAGUCAUAAUACAACUAUCAAUUUCAAGGACUUCACAAAAAUAAUACGUGAUUAUAAGGAUAAAGUUUCCAUCUACAAAAAAAAAUUAAGGAACACAUCUGAAGAGAAUGAAUAUGUUGACAGUGAUGAAGAUGAAGAUGGACAAUCACCACAGGAGAAUGAAUAUGUUGAUUGUGGUGAAGAUGAAGAUGGAAAAUCACAACAGGAGAAUGAAUAUGUUGACAGUGAUGAAGAUGAAGAUGGACAAUCACCACAGGAGAAUGAAUAUGUUGAUUGUGGUGAAGAUGAAGAUGGAAAAUCACAACAGGACACCGAAGAUUCGAGACCAGAUGUUCAGGAGCGCUCCAUCAACGGUGAUCUUGUUGGUUCUACAUCACAGGUUGCCAGAAUGAGAGAGCGAUUCACAUCAACGACCAACAGACUGCAGGUCAAUGAAGUUUUGAGACCAGCUAUUCAGCAAUGCCCCAUCAACGAUGAUCUUGCUGGUUCCACAUCACAGGUUUCCAGAAUGAGAGAGCGAUUCACAUCAAUGACCAACAGACAGCAGGUUGCCAGAAUGAGAGAGCGAUUCACAUCAACGACCAACAGACUGCAGGUCAAUGAAGUUUUGAGACCAGCUAUUCAGCAAUGCCCCAUCAACGAUGAUCUUGCUGGUUCCACAUCACAGGUUUCCAGAAUGAGAGAGCGAUUCACAUCAAUGAUCAACAGACAGCAGGACACCGAAGAUUUUAGACCAGAUGUUCAGCAGCGCUCCAUCAACGGUGAUCUUGUUGGUUCUACAUCACAGCAGAAUUUGCGAACAUCAUCCAAUUCUGAAGGUUCUGCAGAGUCAGCUCCAAAUGGGUCAAGCAGCCAGGCAUAAUAGAUUGCCAUAUGUAAGACAGUGGCUAAGAAUUUUGCCACUUGUUUUUUUAUCUUUUUUUUCUUUGAUUGUGAACAGUUCUAUUAUGAUAAAUCAAUCAAUCUCAGCUAAGUUAACUAGAUAUUGUAUAAAUUAAGUGAAGAUAUAGAAAAAAAAGUUCAGAUACUGCAAAACCUUCAAAAAGCAAAAGUCCUAUUCGACAGGGGCAUGGUGUGAGCAUUUUUACAUUCAGUGCCAGAAUUUCACAACGAAAAUGGCUACCAAAAAGUCAGUCGUAAUCAGAGGUUUAGUAAACCGAAUAUUUUCUGUAUUUGACCCUUUCUUUUGAAAGUUGAUGGAAAUAUCUGAAUGCCAUUGGUCAUUUUGACUGAUAGCAAUUCACACCCUCACCACUUGGGCCAGAACGGUGUUCUAAUUAGAUUUUUCAACCAGAUUUUCUACCGCUAAUGCAAACCCUUGCUGUAAAAGGAAACCCCUCAUUUUGUCAACUUCUGACCACCUCAUUUGGUAAACAUUUCCCAGAUUUUCAUAAUUUGAUUGAAGGGCUUGUAAUUCCAUUCUCCAUGGUGGUGGCAGAGCUCAGAUUCAGCCUUGAGAAUAACAUAAAAAGAGUAAUGAGAAGUUGUUUGAGGCAAACGUCCAAAACCUUUUGACAGCCUCUGCAGGAAUCCAACUUGAGACAUUUAACGCCUCUGAUCACGUCGGGUCACUUAUAUUCUACUGCUCUCAGGUUUCAGUUUAUCAUUCACACAGGUAAGGAGAAUUGUUUGCUCCCAGGGGAGAAAUAAACAGUUUCUGCAGAAACUGUUUUGUGUUUAACUUAACCUUUUUGGCAAAAAAGACAAUUAAUGUUUAUGUAAAAAAAGCAUGAAAUUAAAGUAUGAAUUUUUGCAAAAUUUUUAUUAAUAGGUCAUUCAGAAUACAGAGUUAAACCAAUUAAUUAUUAUUAGUAGAAGGAUUAGAACUGUAAUUUGCUUACUUGCCAGGGUUCUUGGUCUUUUACAGCCAGGGUUAGACUCCUUGACGGGCUGUUUAAUAUCCAGUUGUCAGCACCAGUUUAGUAAUUAGACCAGGGGUUGGUAACCCAAACUGUUUAAAGAGCCAAAUUGGACAAUAAAAACAAAUCUGUCUAGAGCUGCAAAUAUGUAAAAGUGUUAUAUAGGCCUUGUAUUGCAACACUGGCUGUAAGUGUAUUAGCCCACUAUAAAAAAUUACUAUCUGAGCUUUAAUAAACAAUAAACAUUCGUGAUUGAAUGCUUAUCCUUGAGCAAAUGUCACAUCAUGUGACUACUCUGCUGGACGACAUUUGGUGCUUUAAGUUUAAGAACGCUCUCACAACAUGGAGUUCACUGCUCACAGUUUCACAGCUGUUUCAUCUCCCUUCACCGUGCAGUUUGUAUGUAUUAGGUUUUGUUGCAUUGAUGAAAUUAUUGAAACACCAAAGAAAGUUCACAUACCUGCUUUAAAGUGCAACCUGUUCUACCUGUGGAUGGUUUUCUAUGCUUGCAACAAAACUAGGAGUAGAAGUAGAGUUCUGUUCUACUUCUUAAAUCUAUCUAUGCACUCCUCUGGAGUACUGCAAUCGCACUUUUCUCUCACUCUCCAUAUUUAGCAUGCGUUCCCUAGAAACACCUUUCUGAAUUACUCUUUUUAUUACUUGACAACUUUUCAUUACAAAGCAAACAUGCAGACAAUCCUUCUGCAUUGGUAAUGAAAGCCAGUGAUUUGGUCCCUUGUUGUUUGAAUCCUCUUUUCUCAUCAGCUACUGUAUCUUCCUUUUUUCCCCUUUGGGAUUAAUGGCCCAAGACACACCCGCCCUUUUGUAUACAACAGCCACUUCCUCGCACCAACCCCGGCUAAAAUGUGUGUUUUAGGCUAUGAGACAAAUCUUCAUUGACAGAAAUGUUUACUUUUAUGGUUUAAAUUAUACACAUUUUUACAGCAUUGGAAAACAUAAUUAAUGUUUGUUUUAACUCCUGCACUCCAUAUUGUUUCUCCACAAAGCAACAAAUAAAAAUUAUUAUUUAUUUUUUUUAUUCCAGGGAGCUGCAAGGGUGUUAUUAAAGAGCCACAUGCAGCUCUAGAGCUGUGGGUUGCUGACCUCUGAAUUAGGCUAGGUUGUCAGCAGAUGUAUUAAUCCCCAAACUUUCUCUGUUUAUUUGAAUUUUACUGAGAGAAGGGUGACUCUGACCUGAGUGAUAAAUUGAUUACUGCAUAAUAAACAAAAACUACUACAGCUUAAAAUAUUGAUGUUUUUAUUUUUUAAAAGCCAGGAUUUAAGCAAAUCUAACACCUAUGCACACAGUACACACUACUGGAAAAAUAAAGCACAAAGUAGAUAAAACAAAUAAUUUUGGAAAUAGGGUGAAAGGGGAUCUAAAAGUCCAUUCAAAGAAUUUUUCAGGGAAUGUCCAAGUUAAGCUAGAUGCAAUAAUGCAUUCAGUGAUGUCUGUUCAAAACAGCAGGAGGUAUAUGUAAAUAACAAUUAAUGCAGAGAUUUAAAUGCAAUUAAACAAUGUUGUUUCAUUCAACUUUCAAUGGGUAGUGAUGAUGGGUCACAAAUGCAUUAAAUAAUACAGUAUUGAUGCAAGAGUUUUAAGAACAAAGGGGAACGCCGUUUUUUUUUACAUUGGGCCCUUGAUUUUAUGUUAUUACAUCAUGUUCUACUCAUCCAUAUGAGUUUUAUGUCAUUUGGAGCUGUGCUGAAGAUAUUCGGAUGACGUCAUACACACUCCGCUUUGUUUAAAAAAAAUCUCAAUAUCAUAAAAAUAUAACCGCAGAUGUGUGGGGGAAAGUGAUUCAACUACAUGUUAUGAUGCUGGCAUACCGUAAAGAAUACAUUAUGAACAGUUUAGUUUGUGCCUUCAACUCGUUGCCCAUAGGAAGACGUUACUUGGAUAUAACCUAACGGAAUAUCUUCA